AUGAAGUGCGCCAUUUGGUUUGGGGUCCUUCUGUGCCUGGUGGGGUGGGGAGCAGCGGUGGCCGGCGACGCGGUUGAAGACGCGGUUGGCGAAGCACCUAACAACACUGCUAACGAGGCGAUUGGCGACGCUCCUAACAACGCCGCUAGCAACGCGGAGGCGCUCGCAAACUUCGCGAACCCGAACGAGCUGUACGACCUUCUGGCAGAGGAGGCCAAGGGCGGCACUCAAGAUGGAGAUCGCCUGAAAGGGAGCGCUGAAGAUGGAGGUCGGCUCGAGGCGACCCCAAAGCUGAAGCGAAGAUGGGGAAAGACGCCCAAGGGGCUGAGUAAAGUGGCACGAGUAGACAAAGACACCUUCUUAACGCUGUACGAGUCUGCGCUGAGUCACUUCGACGUGGAUGGCUACGGCGCCUUCAUUCAGGAGGUAAUAGGUCAGAGGAGGGGUAGCGACCAACCAGGAGAAGCAAAGCGGUGGAGAAGAACCACUAGGCAGUCCCACCCCCAUUGCGACAAGGGGGUUAGCGGCGGGGUAAGAAGUGGACUUAGCAGCCGUGUGGGGGCUGACGGGAGGACGAUACCCCGUGGUGCCACAAAGGGAAGACAGACGAAGGAAGCUGGUGGAGGAGCCGCCACCAAUGUUGAAUAUCCCGGAGGAGCGAUCCGAUCAGCCUACGGAAACAACUUAAGCAAAUGGAUGAAAGAUUCUCUGCAAGAUAUAGAAUCUCCUGCAUCUAUAAAAGAACCCGGACUAGCUAAUAUGUUAAUACAGAGUCUGACCAUGGUGAAGGGAUUAAUCCAAUCAGUAGCUAGCUCAGUCGUCGAUAUCGUACCUCCGUUAAUCCCUCCACCUGUCUGGAUUAAUCGACCACUUCCCUGCCUUCCAAUGGUGACAGGAAAAAAUUGUUUAGGUUCUAUCCUUUACCCAAUAACAGCUGCCGAGUUCGUCACAGCUGACAUUACGGAUUCUACUAUGAAUGGAAUCAUUUCGAGCUUCCCUGCUAAGUAUGCUUCGAAAGUGGGAAAAACAUCCGAUGCGCAGUAUAGACUAUGUGCCAUGGCUUACCUUGGAAUGUAUUGUGCGUCUCUCUUUCCCAUCUGCUGGAUGCCCAUCGGAUUGAAGGUCGCAGAGACAAUGUCCGUUUGUUUUCCUCAAUGUUUGGCGACCCUUAUUGCUUGUCCUGGUUUCUGGAUAGACGACAUCGAAGGGCCUUGUAGCAAUGCAUCCGUGCCUCCGUUCUGUUCCUUCUCUGUCUUUGUUAAUCAGAAGAUUGUUCCUCCGCAAUUGACUUCGUAUGACGACUCUCAUGAUUAUCCAGCUACUUGUCCGACCCCAGAUUAUGAAUAUGACUCUCCGGAAGAACUGUAUCAGCAUGAUGAUACCCAUGUGGAGAGUGUUUAUACGAAGAAGAGGGAUGCCUAUUCCAAUGCAACUCUUCCGGUGUACCCAGAUUUGGUUGCCAAACUUUAUCCUGAUGAACUCACUGGAGAAGAACUCGACACCUGCAGAUGUGUUGAGAUGAGUCACCUCUGCAGGAGGCACUUUGCCAUUCCUGUCUUGAGGAAACGCCACCCCGUUUUUUACCCUUCCCAUGAGGAACCAGUGAAGUUGUCCCCCCGCCAGAGCAGAUGUUGCAGGGUGUGCAAGCCGAUCUGGCGGGUCCUCUUUCCACGCAGAUAG
Molecule: messenger RNA, 1680 nt
Organism: Plasmodium inui San Antonio 1
Lineage: Eukaryota; Apicomplexa; Aconoidasida; Haemosporida; Plasmodiidae
Exons: 1
Coding region: 1-1680 (559 amino acids)
Source: RefSeq, a predicted model, not a curated record